AUGAAUAAGCUUUUAAAAAGUGUCCGUUCUGUAACUAAUAAUAAAGAUGAAAUACUUAAAAAAUCAAUUAUUAGUCAGUUGUCAGAUAGUUGCAAAGAGAUACAUUAUACCAAUGUUGAGGAAAAUAAAUCUCCUAACAAUGCAGAGGUUUCUAUAACUGAAGCAGCCAACACCUUGUGUUCUACUAUUGAGGCUCUCUUUCUGCAUGGCUUGAGAGAUACCCUAACUCAUAGGUUUAAAAAGGCUCUAGCAGAUCUUGAUGAACAACCAGAUCCCAGCUUUUGGUCACCUUUAUUAGUAAUUUCUCAUCGUCAAAUCAUAGACCAGAUAACAAAUUUAUCUCAAAUAACAACGGAAGUAGGACAGUGCAGAGCAUGGAUACGUCUAGCUUUAAAUGACUGUCUUCUUUCCUCAUAUUUAAUGACAAUUAGACAAGAUUCUUUCUCAUUAAAGUCAUAUUACAGAGUGAAUGCAUUUCUUCGAGAUGGAGAAUUGCUGGAUGUAGCACAAAGGCUAAUUGAAGGAGUGGAGGCCUUUAAAACAUUUACCCUGCCUUUUAAUUCAAGUUUACUUAAUACCUGGCCUUUACCUAGUUUAAUUUUGGCUGGAAUUUGGGCUCCUACUCUAAAAUCUUGCCCUGUUGCUCCCUGUGAUGAUGUAGCCCAGGCUAUUACAGAGUCUACAAAGUCUACUAAUUUUGAAAAUAGUUCUGAUACUGCUUCAGUUUGUUCAGGAUUAUCUUUUAACUCUCAAUCUUCAGGGUUAAGACAAAUUGUUGCUCUAACUGAAGAUGAAGUUUUAAAAAUAAUCCUAGCGAAAGAUAAGGAUAAAAUAACUAUUAAUUCCCAAUCAAUAGAUGAUAUUAAGUCUUCGUGUAGCUCCGAUCAAGAGAGGAGCAAUGAUUUUGAUGUGAACUAUUGUGUAGGAAAUUCUUUAAAUAAACGGACUGGGUGGUCUUUUGACGAAAGUCAGAUUAAUGAAAAUGGGGAAGAUAAAGUACCUGACAAUGAAGUCAAGGAGAAUGAAAAUGAAUUGAAAUCAAUGGAUACUAGCUUCAAUGCUUUGAUUGAAAGUUACAAUUUGCUUAGUGGGGCUUUUAUUAAAACCCCAGAUAUAAGAGAGGUCUGGCAGAAGUUUGAAGAUGAAAGAAAAGAAACAAAGGUGAUUAAGGCAGAGCAACAGGAAUCCAUCAUAGUGGUGGCAGGUUCACCUAAAACAGAAGCUAGUAUGGCCGCGCAGGUUGGAAAAAUAGCAAGAGAAAAAGGCCUGGAUGCCCAGAAUUAUGAAUGUGUGGAUUGCAAACAAUCUUUAGGAAUAGAUAAUAAACCAAAAGUUUGUGCCUUCACUGGUGAUUAUUUUUGUGAUAAUUGUAUGAAUGCAGACUAUGUUCAAAUACCUGCUAGAAUUAUUCAUAAUUGGGACUUUAAGGCAUAUCCAAUAUCUCGAAGAGCGAUUAAUUACCUAAAUGAGGUCAAAGAUCAUCCUGUUAUUGACUUUAAGGUCUUAAAUCCUCAUAUAUACUCAGUAGUUGAAGAAAUGGCGCAGCUACAGAUGUUAAGAAAUCAACUUAAUUUUCUGAGAGCGUAUCUAUUCACUUGUAGAGAACCCAUCAUUGAGGAACUUCAGAAGCAAAUGUGGCCUAGAGAGUACAUGUAUGAGCAUAUACACCAGUAUUCCAUUCUGGAUCUUUCUGAUGUCAUGAAUGGAUUGCUGGCACAACAACUGGAAAAAGUAGUUAUUUUUGGGAAGGAACAUGUCUACAGUUGCUGGCUGUGCAGUCAAAAGGGAUUUGUUUGUGAGGUAUGUAAUAAGCCGAAGCUGUUGUUCCCUUUUGAAACAGAUCACGUUUACCGCUGUGAUGAUUGUAGCGGUGUGUAUCAUAAAUCUUGUUUGAACUCUUCAAAACCAUGUCCAAAAUGUAAGAGAAGAAAAAAACGGGAAGAGUUACCCCUUCUUGGUGCUAUUACGAUUGAUUAAGUAUUUCAUGUUACAUUAUGUUAAAAAGCUUUUGUUAAAUAAAUUUUUACUACUUG
This is a messenger RNA of Psylliodes chrysocephalus, 2033 nucleotides long. The record is from the annotation of a GenBank genome assembly. NCBI's taxonomy places the organism in Eukaryota, Metazoa, Arthropoda, Insecta, Coleoptera, Chrysomelidae.